AUGGUUGUGAGAAUUCGCCUAGCGCGCUUUGGGCGCCGGAACAAGCCCUUUUACAACAUUGUUGUUGCGCAAUCACGUUCUGCGAGGAACAGCAAGCCGAUGGAGGUCAUCGGGACCUACGACCCUAUCCCGAAGCUCGACGCCUACGACAACUCCGGCAAGUUCCACAAGGACAUCAAACUCGACGUGGUGAGGGCUCGGUACUGGAUUGGUGUAGGCGCGCAGCCUUCUGACACGGCGUGGAGGAUAUUAUCGAUGGCCGGAAUCCUCCCUAAACGCAACUUUGGAAAUGCACAGGCUUCAGAAGCUCCGGCCGCCCAGACCGAGGCCAAGGUUUCCUCCUAG
This is a messenger RNA of Scedosporium apiospermum, 345 nucleotides long. RefSeq lists its product as uncharacterized. Gene Ontology annotation, molecular function: structural constituent of ribosome. The record is from RefSeq and is a predicted model, not a curated record. Gene Ontology annotation, biological process: mitochondrial translation. Bases 1 to 345 code for a protein of 114 amino acids. Gene Ontology annotation, cellular component: ribosome; mitochondrial small ribosomal subunit. NCBI's taxonomy places the organism in Eukaryota, Fungi, Ascomycota, Sordariomycetes, Microascales, Microascaceae. The transcript is spliced from 3 exons.